Fulvia fulva is the source of this 270-nucleotide messenger RNA. RefSeq lists its product as uncharacterized. The transcript has 2 exons. NCBI's taxonomy places the organism in Eukaryota, Fungi, Ascomycota, Dothideomycetes, Mycosphaerellales, Mycosphaerellaceae. The record is from RefSeq and is a predicted model, not a curated record. The coding region runs from base 1 to 270 and encodes 89 amino acids.
AUGAAGCAGAUACCUCGAGUAGUGCCCAUGCUCGCGUCGCUGUUUGUCCAGGCAUGUCAUUCCUUCGAGGACUGCAUUAUCGCCUCAACCAGCGGAUCCUCAAUCUCAAAUUGCAGUAGCGGCGAGGGGGUCCAAGAAUACGGCACGAAGCUUACGAAGCCCGAUGAGAUGAUCCGCGGUGGACGGUGUGGUGCUCGCCCUAUAGUGAUGGCAGCCACGUAUCCACAAUCCACAAAAAAGCAUGGCCAUCCUUACGGCCAUGUUGGCUGA